Messenger RNA from Rhipicephalus microplus (southern cattle tick), 647 nucleotides. RefSeq names its product venom metalloproteinase antarease TserMP_A-like. Gene Ontology annotation, molecular function: metalloendopeptidase activity. The record is from RefSeq and is a predicted model, not a curated record. Gene Ontology annotation, biological process: membrane protein ectodomain proteolysis. NCBI's taxonomy places the organism in Eukaryota, Metazoa, Arthropoda, Arachnida, Ixodida, Ixodidae.
AACAGCCUUAGUGCUCAUAAUAGUAGCUGAAAUGUCUGUUUUUACAUGUAAGAAAGAUGGGCAGAACGAAUUCGCAAUGUAAUUUGCUGAAUAUUUAACAGUUUGUUUGAUCCGAAGUCGAAAGGGAGUGGGCAAUGGAGUCUUGCAGACAAGCAACAGUAAUAGUCACGGCCCUUCUGUUUUGUCUUCUAGGGACCACAGCUCAUUCAGGAACCCUCGUGUACCCGAGACUCUUCGAAAGCAGGGGUGAUGACGCCGACGUCUUGCUGCACAUCAAUGAAGCACUGACGCUGAACCUUCGCAAAAGCUCAAUACUCGCGAAAGAAUUUGUCAUUACAUCCACCACGAAGAAUCAUUCACAAAAAGUGGUGGUAAAUGGAUCGGAACUCGAGCGAGACUUGUACCACGACACAGAGCACUGCUCUUCGCUUCUUGUCACGAGAGAUGGAAACGGCGUGGAGGUGAGAGGAAUUCUGAAUGACAGGCUCAGGAUUGCACCAGCUGUCUUUGCUGAACGUUCUGAUGGAGGUCUCAUUCCCCAUAAGGUAUUUUCUGUGGAAGAAAGAUCAAACGUUCGUGGGCAUUCAACUGAAGAGCCAGAAAAUAUGAUCGCAAGGGAUAACGCAAGUCUUGGCCGUUGGGUGUAG